UCCAGAGCCAUGUAUUUACCAGAGGAGUCCUGACACAGAGGAGAGCAGAGGGGCUCUUUUUCCGCAGCUCGCCGCUCGAACCGCAGAAAGGCGAGCUUUCUACACACAAAGUUUCCGAUGGCGGGUUGUAUCGUCUGCUCUCUGCCCUCCCUUCAUUAACGCAGAUGCGUCGGUAGCCUUCUUCCUCUUCUUCUUCUUUUUUUACUCUAUUAGCGAAACGUGACUUUGUCGCAGUUGGUUGGAAGUGAUUUACUGGGCAAUGCUGAAGAAGGACACAUUUUGCGGAAUCCGUGCCUCUACCUGUGUUUUCCUGCCGAACUUCAAUCCGGAUAAAGAGUCUGAGAUCUGAAUCCGCUUCGUUCCGAGCAGUGAGUUAUCCAGAGCGUCUUCGGCUCUCUUGCUCGCAGCCUUCAAUAAUGUUGAGGCCAAAACGCCACAAUCGACCCCCUUGCUUCUGACCCAACAUGGAGCUGAAGGUCUGGGUGGAUGGAGUCCAGAGGGUUGUCUGUGGGGUCACCGAGGUCACCACCUGUCAGGAAGUCGUGAUCGCUCUGGCCCAGGCCAUCGGUCGCACGGGGAGGUAUACUCUAGUGGAAAAAUGGCGGGACACUGAGCGUCACCUUGCCCCUCAUGAGAGUCCCGUGGCCUCUCUGAACACCUGGGGCCAGUACGCCGGAGACGUCCAGCUGAUCUUGCAUCGCACGGGCCCCUCACUGACAGAGCGACCCCCCUCAGAAGGCCCCCCGCUCAGGGGGCCCGAACGGGGGCUGCACCGGCAAAGCCUCCCUCCCCUCGCAAAGCUUCGCCACCCCAACGAUCGCUCGCUCCGCCGCCGCGAGCCCCGCCGCAAGUCUCUCACAUUCACUGGUGCACCCAGAAGCCUUAGGGAGAUACUGAGCGGCGGCCGAAUCGGGGAGGCCGAGGCCAAACGGAGACUCCUCCUCGGAAAUGGCGGUAAUAAUCACCACGCGGGGCACGCCAUGGGGGCCGUAUCGCCCGGCCUCUGGGCCUGUCGCAUGGAGGACCUGGUACGACUGGUGGGUCUCCAGAGAGAGACCCUGAACGUGCUGGAGAAGAAGCUGGAGGCCUACGAGGCGGAGCUCCAAGCCUGGGCCGACGGACGCGCGGGGCGAGGCGGAGGAUGCGGCGGCGACCCGGGCCGAGGCGGGAGCUUGAUCGAGGAGAUCCUGAGGCUCGAGACUCACCUGAGGAAGAACGAGGUGGAGAUGGAGGAGGAAGAGUUUUGGGCCACAGAGCUGCAAAUUGAACUUGAGAGCGAGAGGCAGCUGGAGGAGAGGCUGCAGGAGCUGCGUGGGCGUCUGCAGAGCUGCGAACUGGAAAUUGAGGAGAAGCUGGCAGUGGUGCAGGGUGUGGAGGCAGGCCUGGAGGAGGAGAAGCUGCAGAGAGAGCGGCAGGAGACUCAGUGGGUCAGCGAGGCCGAGGCUCGGGCUCAGGUUCUCAGGGUCAAAGCAGAACUGAAGGCUCAGGAGAGACAGGCUGUCCAGCUGGAGAGCAGCUGCAGGGCUGUGGACAGGUCGCUUGGACAGAGCGGCAAGAAACUGCAGGACAUGCAGCAUGAGCUGGAGCAGCUCACCAAAGAGCUGAGGCAGGUCAACCUGCAGCAGUUCAUCAAGCAGACCGGUACCAAGGUCACGGUGCUGCCGGCCGAACCCUCCGAGGAUGAGAGCAGCCACAAUAAUCAUGGCAUAGAUCUGGUUCCUCUGACAGGCUCUCUGAAGCGCCCUGUGUCGUCCCACCAGAAGUCCGGUCACCUGCGGGUCCUGCAGAGCCCUCUGAGCUCUGCCCUGAACCCGGAGGGGAUCUACGUGUGAAACUCUUCACUGUCAGGAGCCCAAGAGUUUCUCACCAGAGCUGAUUUUUCAAGCCUCUUAUCUUAGUACAGGAUGCCUCUGUAGCACACUACUAUGCACUGUUUUGUUUUUUUCGAGUUACUCAAAGUCGACAUUUAAGUGUAAAGAAACAAUCUUUGAGGGGAGCCAUGGAGAUCUCGGUGUAAAUGAAGGAUGGUUUUAAAGCUAAAAACGAACCACCGAGCUAAAUCAUCAGGCUUCUGUGGACCUACUUUAUAAACAUAUCCACUUAAUGUACUUUUAUUAUCACUUUAGUAACUGCUGAAUGGUUUGUAUUAUUUCCUCCCCAGCAUCGUGAUUUAAAACUAUUUGCCUUUUGAACAGUAUUCCUGACAACCUUGGUAUGUGAAUCUAUGAACUGUAUCUCUGAAGCGACGUGUAUUUCCUCCAGCGUUACGGCUGGCUCUUAUGUACGUGAAGGAUCCACUUGUGUUUGCAGUAAAACCGUGAAUAAUCUUAUCAUUUUGAAUAGUGGAAAUUAUACAUCUGCUCUGCCUGUUGAAGUUGAAACUAUGCACAAAUGGUUUGAAGUUUUGUUACUGAAGAAUGUUACUGUCUAUACUACCAAAACUAUGGCUUACUGUAAAUACAUUUUCUUACUUUUCAGCUUUAUUUAGUGAAUUAGUCUAUUUUAUUACAAAGCGGUGCAUAUAUAUACAUAUACGAAGAUGCAGUCCUUCAUUCCUGCAGUGAUGCCUGCAAAAUGAAACAGUGUUAAUUAUCCUCUUAAGCUGUUUUGUUUUUGUUUUUUUCAUUUUUGUUUUUUCUUUGUGAUAAUAAUCUAUUUUUGCCAAAUGCAUUAUGCUUGUUUUUUUUUUUCCUUAAAGAUCAGGUGGCCAAAGAUCAGCAGGUCUUGUUGCAUGAUUGUGUUGUCCAUUUAUGAAUGUGCAGAGCAUCUAUAAUUCAGUAAGUCACUUAGUUGAAUCAAAAAUUGAUGGCAUGUAAUCGUAGAAUAAAUAGUUGCAGCUACAGUAUUUGAAUGUAAGUGAGUGUGUGCGUGCGUGCGUGUGUGGAUGUUUGCAUGUGAGCAUUUGCCGAGUCGGAUUAAUCGAGAUGUCUACGCUGUGAUUGAAACGUGCAUGCAUGUGUCGGUGUGAGUGUGCAGUCUGAAUAGCCAAGGUACAGUGCCGUGCAAACGUUUUAAGCAGGUGUGAAAAGCUUCCAUGUAAAGAUGGUUUGAAGGAAUAGAAGUUUGGCUUCAUUGUCAUUUUACACAGUAGGAAGUGAAUGGACAGAGAAACCGCAGUUUGAAAACAGCAUUUUUUUUUUUUUUUUUUUUUUUUUAAAGAAUUUGUUCACACCUGCCUAAAACAUCUGCACAGUCUUGUAUGACUGUAGAGUCGCUGCUAAUCACAUCCAAGUGCCUUAUUCCCAUUUCCCAGUCGGUGUAUUCGAACGAUAUCCAGUGAAGCUUUAGUAUGGACCUUGAAAGACUGACUGUAGCCAGGUUAGAUCAAAUGUUGGUAGAUAUUAGUGCUGAAAUAAGAUGAAUGGCAAUAGCACAGCAACAAAGCAGAAGCUAUAGGUAUGUUUUUUUUUUUUUCUGUCAAUGUUUUUUACGCAUCAAUGCAAAGUAUAUUUUACUGCCUUCUGAUUUGCUGUGUUGUUGCCAAUAUAAUACUACGUGCUGUAAAUUGUAUUGACAUUUACUUUGAUUCAUUUCCUCUCAAGCAACACGAUGUAUACUGUAGUUCAGAUCAGUACUGUCACAUAGGUAUGGUCACUGUUUACAACUGCAUAUCUUCUAUAGAACUGUAAGAUGUCGACUGUAAGUAAACUGUUUUCAUGUUUUCUUGCCUUAAUAUACUGCAAAAGUGAUGACAGAUGUAUGGCUGUAACAGGCUGCUGGUAUGACGUGGAUUGCAUGGUUCAAUAAACCAUCUGGUUAAAG
This is a messenger RNA of Salarias fasciatus (jewelled blenny), 3762 nucleotides long. RefSeq names its product Ras association domain family member 8a (gene rassf8a). The record is from RefSeq and is a predicted model, not a curated record. NCBI's taxonomy places the organism in Eukaryota, Metazoa, Chordata, Actinopteri, Blenniiformes, Blenniidae. The transcript has 6 exons. Gene Ontology annotation, biological process: signal transduction. The coding region runs from base 465 to 1832 and encodes 455 amino acids.